Molecule: messenger RNA, 706 nt
Organism: Apis dorsata (giant honeybee)
Lineage: Eukaryota; Metazoa; Arthropoda; Insecta; Hymenoptera; Apidae
Product: succinate dehydrogenase assembly factor 4, mitochondrial-like
Exons: 3
Coding region: 253-612 (119 amino acids)
Biological process (GO): mitochondrial respiratory chain complex II assembly
Cellular component (GO): mitochondrion
Source: RefSeq, a predicted model, not a curated record
UUAAAAAUAAAUCUCAAUAUUUUUAUCAACUUUUAUAUUUCUUUUGAUAUCUAAAAUUAUUCUUUCAAUUGUGCUACGAGUUUUUAAUAUCUUAUGUACAAAGUAUAUAUUAUGUAUGUUAACAAUUGUACAAUAAUAAUAAUUAUUGCACAAUUAUAAUAUUAAUAAUUAAAAUUCAAUUAAUUUCUAAUAAAAAUUUGUUACAUAGUCUUAUAUAGUUUUAAUAUGAUAUAAUUUUGUUUUAAUCGCAUAAUGAAUAAGGUUAUGUUUACUACAAAUAUCAUAAUUUCUAAAUUGCUAAAAAUAAAUCAUGAAACUAUAAAAUUUUCAAAUAAAUUUCUACAUAUACGAUUUCAAUUUCUUUUUUCAAAAAAAAAUGAAACGAUUGAAAGUCCGAGAAUGCGUGAAUUUAGAAAAAAAUUAAGAGAACGUACACCUAUAGAAAAAUUAGAAGAACUCGAAGAAGGCAAACAUCCUUAUCAAGAAAAAGAACCAUUAAAACCAUUUCCAAAUAAUAUGAAUCCAAAAACAGGUGAGAUAGGAGGACCACGUGGACCAGAACCAACACGAUAUGGUGAUUGGGAAAGAAAAGGUCGAGUGACAGAUUUCUAGUGAUAUUUUAAUGCAAUAUUAUAUGAAUAUAAUAGUAUAUCUUAUAUAGGAUGUGCAAUUAAAAUGUAUUUUAGUAAUAAAAAUUUCAUUAUAU